AUGGCCGACAAGGAUGCUUUCUCUGUCCCUUCCUGGGACGGCUCUGCCAAAAGCUGGCGCCGCUACACGCGGGAGGUUUCAUGGUACUUCAGGGCUACGCCCAUCUCCAAGCGGCGAUAUGUCGCCACCAAAUUGCUGAGUCGCCUGACGGGACCAGCAAGGUUGCUUGCGAUGUCAUGGAGCGACAUGGCCCUGGACGAGUAUGACGGCACGAAGGUUCUCUUGCAGAGGCUAGCUGCCUCCCCGCUUGUGAGGAGAUCGAUUCCAAAUGCCUCGGCCAUUUGUGGUCAAUACUUUGGCUUCCAACGAAAGCCUCACGAGGCGAUGACGUCCUUCCUCGUCCGAGAGGCUCUUGGCUACAGCGAGUUCGUUGAGGCCUUGGUGAGAUUGGCUGAGGAGAAGAGAGGUGUGAAGCAGGAGGAUAAGGACUUUGGCUUGCCUCCAGAAGAGCCUGACUAUGAGGACGGCUAUGACUAUAACCAGGACUAUGACUGGUCCUCAUGGCAUGCUUGGGGUGAGUGGCCGCUCGACGAUGAGAACGUUGAACAGCCUGAGGAGGGUGACUUCGACCCCAAUGCACCGACGGCUCAACCAACAUCCCUGCCGAGCGCUUCGACCAGAGCUGCUGCUGAAAGUGGUUCACCUCAACAUGGUGGAUAUCAUCGAGUUCCACAGGACAUCUCGCCCAGCCGACGCUCAGCUGGAGUACAACCCUCUCAAUCUGGCCUCGCUGAUGAUCUGUCAGAUCUGAGCUUCGCUGACUCCUUCGUGCUUGGAGUCCUUAGGGGGUUCCGGCUUCUCCAAUCGGCCGGACUGUCAGCUGAGGAGCGUCGUGACAUCCUUUCAGCAACUCAUGGUUCCCUGGACUUUGAGGAGGUGAGCCGUGCUUUGCAGACUCUCUGGGACGAACAGUUCAUUGGUGCUCGAGCUCAGGUGUCGCACGUCUCCAACUGGCACGAGAUGGCCGUGGUGGAAGAUCCUGAACCUCAUCAUGAUGACUGGUCAUGGGAUGCCUUUCAAGCUGAAUGGCAAGGUGACGAUUGGCCAUCAUGGGACUGGUCUGAGGUCAACUAUGCCCACGAGACUGUGGAUGACAAGGUCGACCAGGCCGAGGACGACGAUGAGAUCAAGGAGGCCCAGAAAGCCGAGAAGAUGGCCGAAUCUCUGGCCCUGGAAGCUCAACGAUCUUGGGCAGAUGCCCAGAAGGCCACGGCGGCCCUCCGACGUGAUCGCGGUUUUGGACAUGCUGCUCCCACAUCGGGAAAAGGCCGUGGCCCCUGUUUCAUUUGCAAUGGACCUCACCUGUCUCGCGAGUGCCCCGACCGUCGACAUCCUGGUCCUUUUAAGGGAAAAGGAAAGUUCAAACACCACUACAUGACGGAGUAUGACCCGUACAUGAUGGAGGACUUCAUGAUGGGCAAGAAGGGUGGCAAGAAAGGAAAGCAAUCUCAUUGGUUGGAGGCCCAAGCCUGGCACAAAGGCAAGGGCAGCCCGACACGCUUCAAAGGUAAAGGUCCUAGCCCUCGACCACCUGUCAAUGCCUACAACUCUGAAGUCUUCUUCGGUGGCCUUGAGAUGCAGGCCCAAGAGGCCGGAGCGCCACAGCCUGCGCCUUCUUUGCCGGCAACACAUGGUUUGCUGGAUUGCGGGGCGACGGCGUCUGCCGGUCCCCAGUUGGCCGUAGAGAACUUGGUUUCUGCAAUCCUUGCCAAGGACAGCAAGGCAGUGAUUCAAGUCCGCAAGGAUGAUAGCCUUUCAAUUCGACGUCCCCUGAUCGCUCUUGCCAUGUCCCGCAACCGAGCUGCUCUCACAGAGAAGGAGGGGAACCUGAUUUGGGACAUACGCGGCGGCGCAGCCGAUCUCCGGGAGCGCCUGACGGGCAGCCCGGACAAGCAGGAGCCUCGACCUUUCGACGAGGGCCGUGCAGUGGGGCCGGACAAUCGCGAUCCGAGGUGGAGUCCGGAUCAAUGGCCAUGCUACGGGGAGCACAUCGAGGACACCUGGAAGGCCAAUCCUCAUGCCAAGUAUCUGCACUGUGCCACGUGCAACCUGAGGCUGCGCUAUGUUCCUCGACACGGAUCCCAUGGGCAGAGCUCCAAGGUGCAGAACCCCACGAUGAUCCUCCGGAUGCUGACGACCCUGAAGGAAAGGAUGAACUCGGCGCGACCAUCUGCCGCAAUUUGCCUGGCCAUGGAGAAGGCUAUCGAUGCCGAGGAGACCCUGUCCACCCUGAUCGGACGUCAGAUGAUUGCCCUGGACAAGGAAAAGGAGCGCGAGAAAGACAUCAAGGGCUACAAGACUGCUCCACCGUCCAAGGGUGCAUCCAAAAGCAAGGCCGCUCCGUCAAGUUUGACCUCGAGCUGGGACGUGGUACCGACCACACCACCGAGCCCGCACAAGGAUCCUCGGAAGAAGACAUUCCGGGAGCUCGACCUGGAGGACCUGCUGAAGGAGGAGGAGAUGCAGCAACUCAUGAAGCUGCUGGAGGAGCAUGACCACAUCCUCGACUACCACAUCGCCCCUGCCGAGAUCUAUGGCUGCGCGGCUGCUCCUCAUGGCUACAACUUUGAUGACCGCUAUGGCAUCCACAACUAUGAACUUCCUGAUGGAUGGAAGGGAUGGCGACUUUGGUUCAGCCUCCCAUGCACGAAAUGGUGUCGGUGGUCACAUCUCAACUACCGGACCGAAGAAGGUCGUGCCCAACUGGAAAAGUACCGCCGGCGUGAGAGAAGGAUGCUAUGGAUGGCGGCUCACUUCAUCGAGGAGAUCCUCAACGAGGAUGAGGAGGUGGACAUCUACUUUGAAUGGCCCUGGCCCUGUGAAGGCUGGAACCAACACCCCAUCGAGUACAUCCACAAGAUCCUGGCCAAUCACGGACGUGAAUGGCUCCCAUGCCGGAUUGACGGCUGCAACUAUGGGCUUCGAGCUUCUGAUGAAUCCGGUGGCUUCCUCAAGAAGCAGUGGCGUGUCAUGACCACCAACGAGCAGUUCCACAGCAAGUUCAAAUGUAAGGUAUGUCCUGGAGGCCACAGCCAUACUUGGAUUCAAGGCAUUGAAACUGCCAAGAGCUCCUACUACCCAUGGAGACUAUGCAAAUCCAUCGCUUUGGCCUGGCGACAGGAGUAUGUGUCCGACCGGAACCUCAAGCUCGUCUUUGCCCAGGAAGAUCAGCCUGAAAUGAUCACACUUGAAGAAGAGCUUCACCAUUUGGAGGAGCUACCUCAUGUACUACCUGCCUUACAAGAGGAACCAUCCUCGAGCUCUUCGUCACUGAGUCCUUCGAAAGAGGAGCUUCAAAAGUGGCAAGCACGGCUGUCACACUUCCACAAGGCAGCUGGACAUCCCACAGCUCGGAACCUGGCCAGACUGGUCCGUGAUGCAGGCUGUCCGGCCUGGAAGGUUCAAACCGCUCUUGAACACCAAUGCGAGACCUGCAAGUCUCUCAAGAUGGGCGGAACUUCAUCAGGACAGAUUCCACCUGCUGCAACUCAUCCACUUCCUGGUGCCUGGGAAUGCAUUGGCCUUGACACCGCUGAAUGGCUCGUUCCAGGACAACAGAAGAAAGCACGCUUCAUCCUCAUCAUUGACCUCGCUACCAAGCUCCGUGCGGUUAAGCUCAUCAAGGAGUACCCUGAACUGGCAAUGCAGCCAGAAUCCUCCGAAGAGAUCAUUGAAGGUCUUGUACAUGGCUGGCUGGCGCACUUUCCGAAACCCAAGCUCAUCGUGGCGGACAACGCCAAAAGCUUUGUCAGCGCCCGCUUCCAUGAGUUCUGUGAGGCAGAAAACAUCCAGCUGCACUUCCCACCAGAGAAGGAACCCUGGAGUCAUGGCAUUGUGGAGGCUGCCGUUGCGGACAUCAAACAUGUUGCAAAUGCUAUACAACUUGAAGCCUUGGACAACACACCAGCUCUUUCCCUCACCUUGGCUGCCUCCGCCUUGAAUGGAACAGAGUUCACUGCUGGAUACUCUGCGCAUCAAUGGGCCUUUGGCGCUCGCUAUGCCAUCUCCGACGAAGACAUUCGGGUAUGGAAUGCCAUUGACCCCAAGGAGGACUUUUUGCGAAUCUCCAAGGCACGAGCAGAGGCUGAAGAGAUCGCGAGACGAUCGCGUGCGAAAAGGGUGAUGAGCAAACUGACCAACACCACGGUCAAACAACCUCUGAGGACCUACAGUCCCACCGACCUCGUGAUGAUCUGGCGCAAAGUCCAAGCUGGCGAACAGCAUCAAGGUGGUCAAGACGCACCUCAAGCCCGACUACAAGAGCACACAUCGAUCAAGUCACCAAAGCCUCAGCAGUACCUUCCACAGCCUGAGAUCCCUAUGGCGGACUACACGCCCACAGAACCACCUGAUCCUGGUGAACUUCAGGAACGAAUGGAUGACGUCGCUGACAAGUCAGAAGCCGUGAACGACUAUGACAACCCCGACCUCGAAGCUCCAGAAGCCAAAAAGGCCAAGCUGGACCAUCGAACAGAAUAUGACCUCAAGUGGCUUGAACAGCUCCACGCAGAAGCUCAACAAGAAGUCACCCAUGAAGAUCUGUUCACCUUCCUCCAAUCCUAUGAAGGUGACUGUCUGCACAUCGAGCUGGACCUGAACUUCAAGAACAGGCGAGAUCGCCGCAACUUUCAGCUGGACCCCGUCCUGUACCUGACCAAGAAGCUGAACUCUGCCGAGGUGUCGCUCAAAGCUCUGGGACCCGAUGACCUCAUCCUCUUCACCAGAGCUAAGGCGAUCAUCAAUGAGUGCCGUGCCCAAGCCACCUGUCUGGAGUUCAGUCGUUUUGAUGACUGUGAGUCUUGGGACCAAGUCGUUUUUGUGGGAAUGGGUGAUCAAGCCCACUCGAAUAGAGAGAAAGGGGGAAGCACUGGUGGGAUGGUGAUCCUGGCAUCUUCUCCCAAAUGCCUGGAUGGAGCGGUGAGCAAGAUGUCGCUGCUAGCUUGGCGCACCUGGAAGCUGAAGCGCCGUGCGGUGGGAUCAAACGACGCAGAAGUGCAGUCGAUUCUCGAGACCGAGGAUGUCCUGUUCCGCUCAAGGGUGCUUUGGGCAGAGCUCCAUGGCGCUGGGAAGCACGUGGCUUCCACACGUGGUUUUGACAUGGUGGAUGCCAUGGAGGCGGUGGCUCGCUUAGUGAGAGGCAUUUUGUGUACAGACUCAAGAGGAGGAUUUGACGCCAUUGAAGUCAGUGAGUCUCCACUUUUAGGUUUGACAAACCUCCGAGCGGCCCUUCAAGCAUUUCAAUUGCGCGACAAUUUGCGUCGCACGGGCUGCACGUUGAGGUGGGUAGCGUCGGAUUACGACUUAGCCGACGGGCUCACAAAGAAACGCCCCGAGGCGCGCAUCGGCUUAGAGAGAUUUUUGAAGUCAUGGCUUUGGGCCAUUGCAUUCGAUGCAUCGUUCACGGCUGCCAAGAAGAACAAGCGACAAGGUCGCACAGCUGUGAAGAAGAUCGAUGACUUUGAAAGCUCAGGCCAAAAUGAGUCAAAGACUCAAAAACCUUUUUUGCCGGUGCAGGUUCCAUGGCCUUGA
Molecule: messenger RNA, 5529 nt
Organism: Durusdinium trenchii
Lineage: Eukaryota; Dinophyceae; Suessiales; Symbiodiniaceae
Source: the annotation of a GenBank genome assembly